Lineus longissimus is the source of this 2805-nucleotide messenger RNA. RefSeq lists its product as uncharacterized. The transcript has 2 exons. The record is from RefSeq and is a predicted model, not a curated record. Bases 110 to 2089 code for a protein of 659 amino acids. NCBI's taxonomy places the organism in Eukaryota, Metazoa, Nemertea, Pilidiophora, Heteronemertea, Lineidae.
UUCAGUUCUGAUAGUAUUUGAUAUCUACGGCAGCGUCUUAUCAAUCAGCUGUGUCUGGCUUCGGGCAGGUUGGUCACACAGUGACACCUUGAAGACAAGAGUGGCGAAAAUGGCGGGGGGACGGGAUGUCCAUCUUGUCCCGAUGAUGAACACGGAUUUCAAGGAGUUGGAACGCAGGCAUCUCAACCGCGUGAAGUUCUCACCAAUGGAGGAAGAGUAUCUCUCCAAGUACUUACUCUAUGUGGACGAAACGCAGCGCGUGUCGCGUGAGAAGUGCGAUCCGAUUGUUGCCGCAGUCGAAAGGACCAUGCUGUCGAUGCAGGCCCGGCUACAGGAAACUCCCGCAUUCUCCAACGGCUGGUUGACGGAGUGUGGUAGUUUCUUUGAGGACACGAAAGUCGGUGAGGCGAAUGAGUUUGAUUACAUUUAUUUGGUAUCCCGACAGGAUUUUGUGGCGGAAAAUGUUCAAAUCAAACUGACAAAGCCUGCAAAAUCAGACAUAACAGCAAAGGCGUUUUAUAAACUCUACAUGAACCACGGGCUGAAUUCUGGUAGCUUUACGCGCAACGUGAGUGCUGUUGGUGGGCCACCUUCACCAUUUUUAGCAGCUGCUGGGGCUCCGGUAGACGACACUGAGAUCCACGCUUGGAAACUUCACCACGACUUCUACAAAGUAAUUGAAGAAAUUAUCAGGGACAUGUUUGACUUGAAAGACGACACGAGGACAGUGGUGUUAAAAAAGGCUGGACCUGCUGUGAAAUUGGUUUUAUUGAUUCACGAAGGUGAUAAAAAGAGCGAGAUCAGCCCGAGGUUUGUAAAAAUUGACAUAAGCCUUGCCCUGGAAGCGAACGCAAGGAAGCUAUUGGACGACAAGACUCUUCGUUCGUACGCCUCGUUCCUCCAUUCAAUGGACCAGCUGAAAUGCCACUUCGUGCCCGCCCACGACUACUGGAAACUCUCCUUUGCCGCUAUGGAGAGGGACCUCAUGAACAAGACAUCGGCCAAGGACUAUAAGGGAGUUUGUUAUCGUGCCAUUAAGAUUCUCCGGGACCAAGUUGACGUGAAGGAUACACUGGGAGAUGGCAUCCUCUCCUCCUACCCUCUUAAAGUCACACACCUGAAGAAGACCCUCUCGGCGUAUAUCAAAGACGAAAAAGACACUUGGACCAGAGACAAUAUCGGGAGGAACGUUGUGGCAAUCGCGCGCGCGGUUGACAAGGACGGCGAAAGAAACAAGCUGAGUGGCCUGUUCCUGCGUAACGACAACAUCAUCUCGGAAUCUGAUAGGUCGUACUUGGAGAGUAGGCGUAUUUUGACAGAGUUGAAAAACUUGGCGACUGACUACAAAGUACAUGGUUGUCUUCAUACUGUUUCUUGGUUGAUUCUGUUGUUGUGUUCUAUUGGAAUCAUCAGUAUUGAGACAGUGACUUGGAAUGUGGUUGACUGGGAUCAAUUUCACAAUGAUUGCGAGGCGUACUGGCACAACAAAACUGACUUUGCGAUAGUUCCUCACGAUCCUAUAGAUGUAACCUUCCUCUUCGUCUACUCCAUCCUUAGCUGGCUGUUACUCCUAACCAAUCUUAUCUCGCUAAGCUUGGUGCACAUCUUGGCGUUCAAAAUGGACAAACCUCUAUUUAGAGUACUGCCAAACCUGAGGGCAAUUUACGUCGUGACGACACUCGCAGCUGCAGCGCUGUGCGCAUUCGACAUUUUCAUCAUCAUCGAUUUCAUCAAAGACAAUGGAUGCAUCCACCUUGGAGAACCACUAACCUUGACGAUUUCUGCUUGGACGAUCCGCUUUCUUGCAAGCGUUCCCAUUUUUCUGUUACUGAUUUCUUUCGUUGUCAAUGCGAUAUACUACAGAGACAGACGGACAUGCACGGGCUAUGAUGUCAUUUUCUUCUCGUGUCCAUGCUGUGCGAAAGGAGGCUCCACCUGUACCAGCAGUGAAACUGACGCAAGAGAGGACCCUUACGUCGAUGUGAAUGGGAGAUCCUUUCGGUCCCGCGCCUUUUCAUUUCCUUCCAUCCUCAAUGUACAUGUGAUUCCCACCGAUACACUUAAUCCCCCUGACACGGACGAGGAGUGAGUGGGAGAAAAGAGGCACGUCCUCGGCUGUCGUGCCUAUCACUCUGGGCUGGGUCGUUCUAAAUAGUGUUAGUGCUAAUGUCGGUGUACGUGUUAAAUCUAGUGCUUUUAGUAAGUGUAACGACUUGGUAGAUUGGUGACGAACAGUUCGACUCCACAUUUUGAGCCUGGGUUCGUGGCAAGUUCAGCGCUUUUAUAAUAGACGGCGACUGUCGAAGUAUUGAAGUGGUACUUCGUUAAGUGACGCGUGCAUAACUGGGGGUGUGUAGCAAACCUCAGCCAAAUCAUUUAAUAAAAAAAUUUAAAGAAAUAAGUACUCGGUCACCUCCCAGAUUUUAUUUCAAAUGCUGAGCUGAAAAGACUCUUUGGGCUUAGGAGACCUCUGCCCGUUACAUUAAAUUGAGUCCUGUAUCAAGAUUUUUACAGUUUGGCAUAAAAUGACAAAACGGCGUAUACAUGUACUUCUUCAUCAAUGUCAUCGGCAUCAUCGGAAUCAUCGUCAUUAACCAUACAUCUUGUCAUGAACCAAAUAUCGAAUACCUUCCAAUGCCAAUUUAUUAUUGACGCUUGCACGGGAAGAUUAGGCUUUGUGCAUACCAACAGUAACCCGAACCUGAAAGCCUGCAUUUUAUGCAGUGAAUGGUCCUCAAAUAUUGAAAUACCCCAGUAAAGGAAAUCUCAAAGUGUAAAUCUGAGGAUAGUUUACUUAGUUAAUAA